This is a messenger RNA of Sycon ciliatum, 1524 nucleotides long. Its product is annotated as latent-transforming growth factor beta-binding protein 2-like. Gene Ontology annotation, molecular function: calcium ion binding. The record is from RefSeq and is a predicted model, not a curated record. Lineage: Eukaryota; Metazoa; Porifera; Calcarea; Leucosolenida; Sycettidae. The transcript is spliced from 5 exons. Bases 1 to 1524 code for a protein of 507 amino acids.
AUGUCUACAGCAGUAUACGUGCAAGAUGUCACCAUGAACAGUAAUGGUUUUCCUGUGUUGGUUAAAGAGACUUUCGUAAGCAAUAGCACAUUUUCCGUCACACUCACUGACCUCAUACCUGGUCAUGUGUACAACUGUUCGGUCGCGUCCGGGAUCUUCGACCAGCGUAGUAGUUUCCGAUCAGUCCGUGUUUCCACCUCACCACUGAAGAUUGUUCGCCUCGGGCUGUGCGAGGAAUGGCAGUUCCGCUGCGAGCACACGCUCUUCAAUGCCGCCAAUUCCCUCAGCUACACGCCCUGGGAGUUCACUUCGCUCACGCAGCCGCUGUUGAUCAGGCCGUCGCGCUCUAAAGGCCCGUCGGCGUUUGUCCGCAUUGCAUCGUUCAGCGACGCUCACGAUGGACUGCGCGUGGCCUGCGCAAGGCCCGAAGGCAUCGUCCUGUACGAGAUGUGGUUCGUCAAGAGAGAGGAAUCGGAGAACGCGUGCAGGACGUGCGGCAGUUGCCCGGACAACGCCCUCUGCUCGGCGACUCGGCGGGGCAUGCACUGCCAGUGUCAGCCGGGCUACAUUCUAGACGGAUCGGCGUGCGUCCACUACGACGCGUGCCUCCGGCAAGAUCAGUGCGCGGUGAAGAACAACGUGUGCGUGCGCAAUCUGUCCAGCUUCAGCUGUGAGUGCAAACGCGGAUAUCAACGUCCCCACUCCAGUGGCCCAUGCAUCGACACGAAUGAAUGUCUAGAGACUUCUCCCUGUGGUCCUAACGGACGGUGUCAAAACUCGGAGGGUUCGUUCUCCUGCUCCUGUUCGCUGGGGUACGAUGGCUGCGGCGUGUCUUGUGAAGAUGUCGACGAGUGUGCGCGUGGUACUCACCAGUGCAGUGACAACGCGAUCUGCGUGAACACGAAUGCUAGCUACGCGUGUACGUGUAAGCACGGGUAUACCGAGGCAGGCAAUUCAUCAACAUUGUGCGCAGAUAUAGAUGAGUGUAGUCUUGACCAGACGGUCCUCGCCAAUGGAACACUUGUCGACCUUGCACCCUGUCCCAACAACGUCACCAUGCAAUGCAAAAACACCGACGGCUCGUACACCUGCCCAUGCCUGUCCGGGUUCGAGCUCAACGCCAAUGCUACGAGCGACGACCCAGCACGGUGCCAGGACACAGAUGAAUGCGAGACUAACAACCCGUGCGACGGCAAUCCGGAACUGGAUGUGGAAUGCGAGAACACGUUUGGCUCUUUCCAGUGCUACUGUCCUGACGGGUUUGCGUGGAACACGACCACGCGGCAAUGUGUUGACCAGGACGAGUGUGCGCUAGGGGAGAACGACUGCGAUCCCGACCAAGGGCUGUGCACAAACACGAUAGGCGCGUUUACCUGCUCGUGUACCUCCCAGAUUUUCUCGGCGGGAGGCCAAAGCAUUUCCUCCAGGCAGCUCGAGGGCAACGGAGUGACCUGUGGAUCGAGCGUACGAUCAAGUAAGUCUCCGCUCUUCACCUGUCCUGUGCCAGAGCUGAUUGGCAGUUAG